CAGGAAAUGUUUGCGGGCCCAGUCCAGUAGGUUCCCCGGGGGCAUCGCGGCGACGCUGCCCCUGCUGGUCCAAUGGGAGCGCGCCCAGGACCCCGGCUUAGCUAUCUUUAAAACACCCGGUGGGGGCCCCACCAGGUACCUGGCAGCGCUCAGCUCUCCAGCCUCGGGGAUGCUGCCUUGAGCGACUGACCCCUCUGGAGGUUGCGCAUGCCGGCCCCGGCCAGGAAACGGAGGACUCUGCAGACCUGGUCCUCCCCGCACCUCUUCUGCACAGAAGCACACGCUCCUGGCUCAUCCUCGGCUUCCAGAGCCUCUGAGGUGGGAGGCCCCCACGUUUACCUUAUGUGUGGGGCAUCUCACUAGCCAUGACCCUGACACUCCGCGUCCUGCUGCUGCUGGGGCUCUGCUGGAACACCAUUUCCGAGGGGCCUCCGUCAUCCCCAAAGAGCCCCGCUGGUCUGGAAUUUCAGUUGCCCUCAACGAACUAUGAGACCAAAGACUCUUACACACCCGGGCCCAUUGGCGUUCUCUUUCAAAUGGUACAUGUCUUCCUCCACGUGGUGCAGCCCAACGCUUUUCCAGAAGAUAUUUUAAGAAAAAUAAUACAAAAGAAGUUUGACCUUUCAACUGAUUAUGAAAAGGUGGUCCACUACGAGAUGGGGAUCAUUGUCUGCGCCACCCUGGGGCUGCUCUUUGUCGUGCUGAUGCCUGUGGUGGGCCUGUGCUUCGGCCUGUGCCGAUGCUGCAACAGGUGCGGUGGAGAGAUGCACCAGCGGCAGAAGAGGAACGGGGCCUUCCUGAGGAAAUGCUACGCGGUCUCCCUCUUGGUGACCUGUGUCGUCAUAAGCCUUGGAAUCAUCUCUGGUUUUGUGGCGAACGAGCACCUCAGGGCCCAGAUCCUCCAGACGCGGAAGCUGGCGGGCAGCAACUUCAGGGACCUGAGAACGCUCCUGAAUGAAACGCCAUCGCAAAUCAGCUAUGUCCUGGGCCAGUACACCACUGCUAAGGAGAAGGCAUUCUCAGAUCUGGACAAUAUCAAGUCGUUGCUUGGAGGGGGAAUUCAGGAACAACUGAGACCGAAAGCGAUCCCCGUCCUUGACGACAUCAAGGCCAUGGCGGCGGCCAUCAAAGAGACCAGAGAAGCCCUGCUGAACGUGAACAAAACCUUGGGGGAGCUGAAGAAAUCCACCGCACGACUUAGCACCAGUCUGCAGGACGUUAAGACGAACCUGGAGCAAUCGCUCAACGACCCCGGGUGCUCCGUGCAACCAGAGAGGGCCACUUGCGAUGAUGUCAGAACGACUCUCAACCAGCUGGAUGACAACACCAACUUGGGUCAGCUCCCAUCUUUGGAUAAGCAAAUUGAUAAUAUCACUCAUGUGCUUCAGACAGACUUGUCCAGCCUGGUCCAAGAGGGCUAUAAAUCCUUUAAUGAUAUACCUGAGAGUGUGCAAAACCAAACCGUGGACGUGGUAUCAGGGAUCAAAAGUACCUUGAAUUCCAUUGGUUCACACAUCGAAAAUGUAAAGGAGCAGAUUUCUAUUCAGAAUAAGCUGACAGGUUUCUCGGAUCAGAUCGAUGACGUCGAAACGUACGUCCACCGCACACUGCCCGCGCUGGAGGAGUACAAUUCAUACAGGUGGCUGGGCGGCUUGGUAGCCUGCAGCGUGCUGACUCUCAUCGUGACUUUUUAUUACCUGGGUUUAUUGUGCGGCUUGUGUGGCUACGACCGGAACGCCACCCCCACCAGGCGAGGCUGCGUCUCGAACACGGGGGGUGUCUUCCUCAUGGUAGGGGUUGGAAUCAGCUUCCUCUUUUGUUGGAUAUUGAUGAUCAUUGUGGUUCUUUCUUUUGUCGUUGGUGGAAAUGUGGAAAAACUGGUCUGUGAACCUUACCAAAGCAAGAAGUUAUUCCAGAUUUUGGAUACACCGUAUUUAAUAAAUGAGGAAUGGAAAUAUUAUCUCUCUGGCAUGGUACUUAACAAACCGGAUAUUAAUCUCACUUUUGAACAAGUUUACAGCGACUGCAAAGACAACAAAGGCGUUUACACCGCGCUGAAGCUGGAGAACAUCUACAACAUCAGUGACUGUCUCGACACCCAGCAGUUUACCCAAAACGUAAGCAGUGAUUUUGAAAACAUGGAGGUGAAUAUCGACAACAUUGUCCUGUUGGAUGCGGCGGGGAAAAAGAACCUCCAGGAUUUCAUCUCUUCCGGGGUGGACAGAAUAGAUUACGGCGCCUACUUGGCGGAGACAGCCAAGACACCCACAAAAGUGAAUCUUUUAACAUUCGCACAUGGUCUGGAAGAAAAAGCCAACCAGUUGCCCCAAGGAAGCUUGAAGCGGUCCCUGGCAAGUAAUGCCCAGACGGUCAGAAUGAUUUACCACGGCCAAGUCGUGCCUCUGGAAUCGCCCAUGAAAACUCUUCACCAGAGCAUCCAGGACCUUCAACACCAAAGCAGUGGAUUGGGGGUGAAAGUGCACAGUAUCAUUUCCUCUUUGGAUGCUGCUCAGAACUUUAUCGCAAACAGCCUUUCCUCUGUUAUUGUUCAAGAAACUAAGAAGUAUGGGAAUAUGAUCAUUGGAUAUUUUGAAUACUAUCUGCAGUGGGUCAAGAUCUCUAUCAUGGAGAAAGUCGCAGCCUGCAAGCCCGUGGCCACCGCUUUGGAUUCCGUUGUCAGCGUGUUUCUGUGCGGUUACAUCAUCGAUCCCAUGAAUUUGUUCUGGUUCGGCAUAGGCAAAGCCACCCUAUUUUUGCUGCCGGCUCUCAUUUUCGCUGUGAAGCUGGCCAAGUACUACCGGCGGAUGGAUUCGGAGGACGUGUACGACGAUGUUGAAACUAUACCCAUGAAAAAUAUGCAAACGGGUAACAUUGGUUUUCAUAGACAUCAAACCACUCAGAAUCUAUGAACAAAGCUGUUAACCAGAUCCAACUGCACGGGUUCUCGGCCUGCCGCGUCUGCAAAUUCUGGAAGAGAAACCGGCCCCCGAGGAGUUUGCGGAUGGAUACAUGGCCCCCGCAUGAAACGCGCACUCGGGGCCCGAGAGGGAAAGGCGUGCGCACCCGCUUUCCGCCUUUAGGCGUCUGGCUUCAGUCACCCGAGCCGCCUGGGAGAGUGGAAAUGUGGAACACAUUCGUUCGUGUUCCGUGUAGCCCUGGGAGCCAGACGUGCAUUUCGCCACACUCGGUGGCUUGGGGAGUCAGACUGGUAGUUGGAGGAAGUUCGGCACAUAGCAGACAUGCGCGUGAACAAUAAAAUAAUGACCUCAGAAAUAUGA
Phyllostomus discolor (pale spear-nosed bat) is the source of this 3278-nucleotide messenger RNA. It is a transcript of the gene PROM1, whose product is annotated as prominin 1. The coding region runs from base 366 to 2909 and encodes 847 amino acids. Gene Ontology annotation, molecular function: cholesterol binding. Lineage: Eukaryota; Metazoa; Chordata; Mammalia; Chiroptera; Phyllostomidae. The record is from RefSeq and is a predicted model, not a curated record. Gene Ontology annotation, cellular component: microvillus; apical plasma membrane; cell surface. The transcript is spliced from 25 exons.